GGUGGCUGGGGGUUCAGUCAUGCAAGGUCUGUUGGACCUCGUGUGUGAUCGAGGCCGUCUUUGGUGAUUAUGGGCCUGUGUGGUUGUGUUUGUGGGUGUGGGUAGUCUCAAUGAGUGCUGACCAUGCAUUGGCUCAGGCAAGACUCUCACAGAGUGACUUCUGUUAAAUGACCAUAUUCUCUUUUGUUCUUUGGUCUUUCUCACCCAACACAUCACUUUGUUGGUCAGUGACGGCUCCUUUUACCGAAAUAUUUCCUCACUUAAACGUUCUCAGCUGGUUCAGCCUCAUUGCCCUCCUCUCUGCCCGAACCGCCUUCAGCUCUCUCUAGCUCCAGCCGUUUGAGUGUGGUGCUCCCUGAUGGGCAUGCUCUUCCCGCAGGCGUCCACAGUGGGUUCCAUCCUCUGUUCAGGACUCAGCUAAAAGUCAUUUCCAGGAUGCCUUUUCUGGCCGUGGGAAGGAGCACCCUCCACCCACCCCUUCCUCUGUCACAUUUAAAAUUUCCCGUGAGCACUCUUUUAGUCUGACGUUACUUUAUUUACUUGUUUUCCAUCUUCGAAUGCAUUUCUUAGAGGACAGGGACCCUGUCUUGGGACCUUAAGUCGUCUCCCCCAUGUGUUCAGAACAGGGCCUGGUUGGGAGAGGCAUUCAGCAAACUGCUGCUCUCCUGGCCCGUAAACAAGACUGUGCGUGUGUGUGUGAGUGUGUGUGUACAUGAGAGUGCUGAAUGUACAUGUGCGUGUGAGGGCGGGGUGCAGGAGUAUGUCGGGAUCCUGAAGGAGGAAACGGGAGUUAGUAUGGUCGGCACAUUCCCUUUUCCAGAGGUGAGAGAAGAUGCGUGCAUCAACCCCAAAGGGGUCCAAGCUGGACAGAAGCUCCUGGGGCACGUGGGCCUUUGAUCUCAGGGACCCCAGGUUCGGAUGGCAACAGCUCUCUUUUUUCACUCAGGGCUUCCCAGACUGUUGAGACCCCUAACUGUGUCCGGGAGAGCUUCCUGGGCAUCUUGGAAAGAGGCAUUUCACCUUUGAAUGUUGCUCUCUGCUCUCCUAGAACCUUUUCUCAGAGAUUUGCCCUCCAGCCCUGCACUCUUCACACUGGACUAAACAGAGUCCAGUUUCCCUGGGGGGAUCUGACUUUUAUGUAUAUACACCACAAGUGGGCAAAACCCCUGUCGUUUUCUCCUUUCCCACUUUUAGGAAUUUUUCCUGCUCUGGAUGCCCUUGCUCUGCCCUCUACCACUGUUUUGGGUCAAUAUUCAAAAUCCAGCCUGUCUUUCGAUUCUUUCUUGACUGCCCCACAAGAUCCUCCUUAUAUUGUUGAUGUGGGAACCUCAAUAUAAGGGAACCUCCUUAUAUUGUUGAUGUCUCCACUUACUGGCCCAAGUCGUCCCUCCAUUCUCUUCAUCAUAAGGUGGGAGACUUUCAAGGCCCUCAGGAGAUGAUGUCAGAAGCUGAUGUACAGGGUCAGGUCAAGGCUAAGAUGUGUUCAGAUGUUUCUUUUCUCCUGCCUGCUCACUGUCUGCACAGGGCAUGGGCUUUGCUGACCAAGCAGCAUCUGGUGAUGAGAGCAGCUUUGUCUCGUCUGUCUCCAGCCCUUGGCCCAACUUGGGGUGGGUAGUAACUGCCUGGGGCGGGGGUGGGGCUGGUCUGGCCCCACUCUUGUUAGUUGCCCUGGGGCAAAACCUGGCAGUUCGCUAACAUCCAAGCAUAACUUCCUAUCUUCAUUUGCAGCAGAUUUGUCUUUAUGUCCAUUGGGACAUUGGAGACACCCUCACCUAUUCUUUAAUAGAACAGUGCCUUUAAAUAAAGAGCUCUUGCCCUAAACCUUCCACAGGUACUAUAUUAUCUCUUUGUUCCGUUUAUUUGCUGGAAAAGUGCCCACUGACCAGUCCACCGUGUCCAGUCUUCUUAAGUAGCCUGUCAGCCUGUGGAGACCAAGCUGGGAGCACCGGGAGCUUAGGUGCUCGGCAAACACCCUAGACCACAGGUAGAGACCACAAGUGCCAGACAGACCUCUCUUGGCAGGGCUGCUGCGAAAGGUGGGAUUUGUCCCUCUUGUCCCCAAGUUUACUGGGUACUGUGAUUUUUGAACAUUUCCUUUUAGGUGUAUUCUUAGGAAGGAAAUGACAUCUCUUUGUGACCUCAUGCUGUGGAGUCCCCGGCUCUGAUCUUGUAUCUGGUUGAAUGUAAGUGACCUGGUCCAUGAGCAGUGGAGGAAUUCAAAGUGUAAGUAUGUGUACACAUCAAGAUGUAGUAUUUUUUGUUUAUUAUACUUAGCUGAAACCUUGGUUCAUUUGUUCCAAUAAUUCUGCCUGAGAUAUCUGUUAGGUGGUUUGUGAUCUCUUAAAAGGCUUUUAAAAUAGUGGUUGUACUCAGUUAUCUGGUUAUUUGGUCUGUUGGGGAAAUAAUUAAAACCCAAAUCUGCCAACCCCCAAAUCUCACAAAAGCAGAAGAAAAAGAAAAGCAGUUAAACUGGAAUGCAGUGAGCUUCACAGACAACCUGCUAAAGAGAUCGCAAAGGCAGAAAGAAAUCUCCCUCUUUUCUCCAGCCAGGCCCGAAGAACCCAUGUCCACGUGGUCUCAAGAUAAAUGAUAAUGUGUCGCACAUGGUUCAUGCUACUUACCUGGCACUUGGGGCGGCUGUUUGUGUUAGCCAAUCACCUUUAUCCAAAGGGAAAAUAGACCUCUGUGUUGGUGACAGGACUGCAGCAGGACAUCAGCUGCCAAAGUCAGGCACUUGGCCAGGCCCCUGCCCUUCCUGAGAUUGGGAAAUAGGGGUGUAUCUUCCCGAUGAUUUCAAAGAGAUAGCUCCUAGGUCCUUAAGAAAGAUGUUUUGGGGUGGGAAGCUGGACGAAGCUUAUUUAGCUUUAGAAGAGAUUUAUACGUAUCUCAAAGGAACAGAGAAUGUACGGUUGUGGGUUUUCGGAAGUAAAUACUUUGCAAAGAGGAGUCGGGAGUCUUUUUCCCUUUUUCUGCAUGAGGGAGAAUUUUUUUUUUUCUUAGUUUUAGUUUGUAUUUGCCUGUACUGGCCUCUGAGCUCAUGCAUAUUCCUCUAGAGUGUUAGCUGCUCUCCUGCACUCUGGGUAAUUUGCACUAGGGGAGGGCUGAGGCUGCACCUUUGAAGGGGAGGAGAGGGGAGGGGCGCCAGGGCCGACAACGUGGACCCUGCAGAACACACAGUGCUGUCCCACCACCCCCUCAAGCAUCUCCUGCCGUCAAGGGUCGGAGACCCUGAGCAGCAGGUGUGGACAGCGUCCUUGUACGGAGGGCUGUGGGAGGUGACGAAGGGCAGCCCUUGUCAUCUCUGCGGCCCCUUCACUCUGCAGGGAUUUUGAUCUUGGAAGUGUGGCCCGGGCUGUCCCUGCUGGCUUCUGAGGGAAAGGGCAGGCAGUUUUGUCCUGGCGCGCACCGAGAGGCACCACGGGGAAGGUUCCUCACGCCUCCUCGCUGUCGUGGAUGUGGCUCCCCCCGCCCCGCCUCAGACCCACACGGGAGCCUUAGUCUUCCCCCAGGGCCUCUCUUCUUACUGUUUCUGUUAGUUUCUCUGAUCUAGGCUUUCUUUUCACUGCAGGGCUGGUUUUGGAGUAGAAAGCCAGCACCCCAGGCUGCUUCACCAUCUUGGUCUAACAGCCAUUUUCCCUUUACCAUCCUGCCUAGAGAUAAGUUGCAUUUUACUCUGUAGCACCUGUGUCCCCGGGAAAUACUGCUGCAGAUUGAACGAGCCAAGGUUAUGUUCCUGAACUUUGUUGACCUCUGCAGAGCAUUUGGUGGGGUGACGCUCCUCUGGGGAUGUUUGGCCGAACCAGUGAGACGUGUGGCUUUCACGUGGCGUUCUCGGGUGCGGGCCAGGGCUGCAAGUGUGCUGUGUGGCGCAGACCCGGCCCAGAUGCAGUCUGGCCCAGUCGAGACUUCCGCCCUGUUUCUUACCCACUAAACCCGAUGGGCGUUGUCAGGAAGAGAGAUCCGAGAUAGGGUCCCGGAUUAAUGACAUCAUCUAAAAUGAAAUUCCACUGCAUCUCCAGGGCAUGGCUCUGAGGAACAAGAUAACUCAUGUGAGAUAAAAAAGAAGAGGCCUCAGGACUAGGGGUGCAUUCUCAGUGUACAGACAUUUGACCAGAGGCCUCUCUCCAGAGCAUCAGAACAGAGCAGAUUUUCCAAGCAGCUGAAAAUGAUCAAAUCACAGAUCUCAUUUGAGGAUGUGGCUGUGGACUUCACGUUGGAGGAGUGGCGGCUACUUAAUCCUACGCAGAAGAACUUGUACAGAGACGUGAUGCUGGAGAACUAUAGCAACCUAGUGUUCUUGGGUUAUCAAAUUAUCAAGCCUCAUGGGAUUUUCAAGCUGGAGAAGGAAGAGCCAUGGAUAAUAGAUGAAGUUCUAAGUCAGAACUUUUCAGAAGUCUGGCUAGAUAACAAUCUCAAAAUGUGGCACCAGGAUAAUCAAGACGAGCUUAGAAGUAUGGAGAGAGGCGAUGAAUGUGAUGUUUUUAGGAAAAUAUUUCAUUCAAGCAUUAACUUUGUUCAUUUAGCAAUGAGACCCCAUAAAUGUGGCACAGGUGAAAAACAUUUGAAACAUCGUUUUGAGUUUCUUAUUUCAAAAAAUAACCUUGGAAGAAAGAAACUUGAUGAGCUCAGUAAGAAAUUUUUAUUCUACAUCAAACCUGAUAGAACCCAUGGUGGAAUAAAAUACUGUGAUUGCAAUACAUGUAGAAAGGCCAGCAGUAGAGAGUCGUGGCUCAUUGCAGACCAUAUUACACAUACUGGAGUCUAUUUAUGCAUGGAGUGUGGCAGAGUUUUUAAUAAGAAGUCACAGCUUAUUAUACAUCAGAGGACUCAUACAGGAGAGAAGCCCUAUGGAUGCAGCGAAUGUGGAAAAGCCUUCUCACAGAAGUCAUUGCUCACUAUUCAUCAAAGGACUCAUUCAGGAGAAAAACCAUACGGGUGUGGUGAGUGUCAGAAGGCUUUCAGUAGGAAGUCAUUACUCAUUUUACAUCAGAGAACUCAUACGGGAGAGAAGCCCUACGGAUGCAGCGAAUGUGGAAAAGCUUUCAGCAGGAAGUCACAGCUCAAAAGACAUCAGAGGACGCAUACUGUCGAGAAACCAUUUGGCUGCAGUGACUGUGGGAAAGCUUUCUCCCAGAAAUUAAAGCUCAUUACACAUCAGAGAACACAUACAGGAGAGAAACCCUAUAAAUGUGGUGAUUGUGGGAAAGCCUUCUUUUGGAAGUCCCAGCUCAUCACUCAUCAGAGGACUCAUACGGGGAAGAAACCGUAUGCAUGUAAUGAGUGUACCAAAGCCUUCAGCAGGAACUCACUCCUCAUUAGGCAUCAGAGGAUCCACACAGGAGAGAAACCCUACGAAUGCAGGGAGUGUGGCGAAGCCUUUGUCCGAAAACCACAGCUCGUGAAGCAUCAAGUAACUCAUACAGGAGAGAAGAACUAUCAGUGCAGUGACUGUGAAGAAGCAUUCUUUAAGAAGUCAGAGCUAAUCAGACAUCAAAAAACCCAUUUAGGGGAGAAACCCUAUGGAUGUGUUGAAUGUGGAAAAACCUUCUUUGGGAAGUCACAGCUCCUGACGCAUCAGAGAACUCACACUGGAGAGAAGCCUUAUGAGUGCAGUGAGUGUGGGAGAGCCUUCACCCAGAAGUCAAGCCUGAUAUCACAUCAGAGGACGCACACAGGAGAGAAGCCCUAUGAGUGCAGGGACUGUGGGAAAACCUUCAGCGAGAAGUCAAGCCUUGUUCAUCAUCAGAGAACCCAUACUGGAGAAAAACCCUUUGAAUGUAGCGAGUGCAGGAAAGCUUUUGCCUGGAAGCCACAGCUUCUAAGGCACCAGAGAAUUCAUACAGGGGAGAAACCUUACGAGUGCAGUGAAUGUGGGAAAGCCUUUGUUCAGAAAGUGCAGCUCAUUAAGCAUCAAAGAAAUCACACAGGAGAGAAAACCUAUGGGUGCAGUGAGUGUGCGAAAGCUUUCUUUGAGAAGGCACAGCUCAUUAUACAUCAGAGAAUUCACACAGGAGAAAGACCCUAUAAAUGUAGUGAAUGUGGGAAGUCUUUCACUAGAAAGUCACACCUUAUGAGGCAUCAGAGAAUUCACACAGGAGAUAAAUACUAUGGAUGCAGUGAGUGUGGGACUGCCUUCAGCAGGAAGUCACAGCUCAUGGCUCAUCAGAGGACUCAUGUAAUCUAGAAACCGCAUGAGUGCCGUGAAUAUGGGAAAUCUGUCAGACUGAUAGGAGAAAUCCUGUCGGUGCACUGAGAAUGCAGGUCCCACCCAGCAGAGUUCAGAAAGGAGGGAGGUAUUUUUACGUAGACAGCGUAAGAGCCUUCUCCUGAAACACACAGCUUAUUACACGUUAAUGACUUGUUGGUGUGGAAGUCUUAUCAGUAUCCUAGUAGUGCAGAACCUGGUAGUCAGGAGUGACAGCUUCUCAUCAGAGGACCUAAACAUGAGGAGAAACUCAGUCGUUGUAAAAAUUGAGUGGGGGGUUUCGUCAAUAAGGAUAAUUCGUGGUACACUAGAGAAGACAUAUGCAAAGGAAAUACUGAGCAUCUUGAAUUAGAGAUUUCAGUAUGAAGGAGAAGUCCUAAUAGUUUGGAAGAAUUCUGGUAAGCAUGAUUCUAUCGAAAUAAUCCUAUAGAGUUGUGUUGUAUAUAAGUUACAAAAGUAGUUAAUUUUAAGUGGUAGCUGUGUUUUAAGUGUGAAGUUAUGCUUUCUGCUGUGGUGAUGCGGCAAGGGCCAGAUUAAUCCCCUGCCUUGAACAGCUAGAAACUGUAAAAUGUAUAUGAAAUAACGGUUUCGAGACCUAUGACAGGCGGAAGUGUGUGAUCCCUGGCAGAAGGUGUAGAGAGUGAGGUGAGCCCAUAAGAGCCCAGCCUGGUGCCUGGUGCCAGUUCCCAGGCUGCAGAUCAGGGAAAGGAACAAAUGUGGUCUUGCUGAAUCAAAGAGAAUUGCUGAAUUGGCAUUUGGGGAGGCCAGAGUAGCUAGAGUUUGCAGGGAGUUGUACUGGAGAGGAGGGAGCUUCCCAGAGAGAGGGCUGCAGAAAUCUACAAGGAGGCCGCUUAGUCUUUUGGCUUAGUACUGAUUUGCACAUGUGUGACCAGAAAUUUCCUGAGUCCAGGAAAAGUGCUGGAAAGCAGUCCGCCAGACAGUUCCCAGAAAUCAAUGUAGGGCUGGGAAUAAAAUUCCCACCACCUGAAAUGGCAACGACUUCUAACACAUGGGGCAUCAGGUAGGAUUCCCAGCAGAGUAUUAUCUUGGUAGUGAAGUAAUUAAUCCUAGAUCGAAAGCUAGUCUGGACCCACAAUGUCUGGCAUCCAAAAACAUAGCUGGCAUACACAGAAGCCAUGAGAAUACGACUUGUAACCAGGAGAAAAAUCAGUCACUAGAAAGAUACAGAAAAAAUGGAAGCAGUUGACAUUAAAUAAGGAUAUUCAAAUAGCUUUUAUAGAUGUACGGGAAAACAGGAAUGUGACAGAUGAAUUGGAAGAUGUAUUUUUAAAAGCCUGAGUGGAACUUCUCAGGAUGAAAACAACAAUAUCUGAAAAUUAAAACAAAACAACAACUUUGGAUGGAAUUAGGAGCAGAUUAGACAUAGAAGAUCAAUGAACUUGAGUGAAAAUAAAAACUGUCCAACUGAUGGACACAGGAAAAAAAAGACUCGAAGAAAAGACAAUAGGGAGUUGGUUACAGCGAGGCACGUGUAUGCGCAUGGAGUCCUAGAAGGACAGGGCAGAGAAGAGGCCUAAGAAAGUAUUUGAGUAAAUAACAGAUGAAAUUUUUACACAUAUGAUGAAAAAUGUAACUCCACAUACUCAAGAAGUUCAAAGAACCUCAAGAUCAUGAAGAAAGUCCUGCUGAUGGACAUCAUAGUCAAAAGGAUAAAACCCAAUGAUAAAGAGAACAGUUGUAAAGCACCCGGAGAAAGACAGGAUACUUGCACAGAACAGAGGACCACACACACUUGUGGUCAGAAACUACUCGAGCUGGAACACAACGGAGUGAGGGACAGACAACUUUACAUAAAACCCCCACCACCUGCCGUUUGUCGAUUUCCCAUCAAAAACAUCUUUCAAAAAUGAUAGCAAAAAAAAAAAAAAAGUUUCUCAGAGAAACAAAAUGAAAGAGACUUUAUCUAUAGACCUUAUUUGAGGAAACACUAAAGCAAGUUUUGGUGCGGCAAGAAAAUCCUAGGUGGAGAUGAGGAUCUACAGGAAGAAAAGAGGAGCUCUGGAAGUGGUGAAUAUGUGGGUAAAUAUAAAAGAUCUCUUUCCUCAUUUAAGAGUCUUUUAAAAUGGUAAUUGACUGCUUAAAGCCAAAUAAUGUAUUGUGGGUUAUGAUGUCUUUAGAAGUAAAGCGUAUCUCAACGACAACACUUAAGUGUGAAUCUUCAGAACUAGUUAAAUAGACUGCAUCCUCUGAGUCAGAAACCUGCUUCCCCAGGGCUCAGGGCAACUUGUGUGUGUAGCAGCCACACAGUAGAAUGGCACAUGUGACGGACGUGUGUAUGUGCUGCUCGUUCUCCACAUCCCCCCCCCCCCUCCCCGGCUCUGCACCCCCAGGGGCUGUCCCCUAGGGACGGCCUCACCAGGGAUUGUGCUUAGGUUUGAACACGGGAGGUACUCAGUCAGCGGGCGGGAGGAGAGAGGUUGGAACACUUAACCCCACGCCCCUGCCUGGACCUCGGUGUGAGUGGUGGGUGUGAGUGGUGUCUGUGCCCGAAGGGCUGCAGCACACCCUCCCCCCCUCCCCCUGCUGCCCUCCUGGGGCCAUAGACCGUUUUUCAGUUAACGCUUCCUUCUCCUUGCUCUUCACAAUUUGGGGUGUUAACUAUUUCUGGGUGCUUACCUACCUCUGGUUGGUUUGGGUUUCCUUAAUUCAGAACACAUACCUGGACAUGGUUCCUCUAGUGAAUGUUCUUAGGUUAAUAUUUUGCGUGUAGCACUUGUUUUCUGUGCCAGGUGUUAAACGAGCAUUUAACACAAUUCUGAGAAUCAGUUACUGGGACAGAAUCAGUUACUGGGACAUGUGCCUCGUCGGGCAUAGACUGACAUCUGUCAAGACUUCCCACACUAAAUAUCAGUAUUUUCUCUCUGUUUUUAACCAAUUCAGUAGAAAUUAUAACAAGUAACAAAAUUCUUUGUGUUUUUUUGUUUUGCUUCAAAUCUAAAUGGCUCCAUAGGUUGUUGUCUGCUACAUACCCAGUGGUCUUGCACUUACACUAACUCUUGAAACCAAAACAUUUAUGAAGUCUUAUGCUACCUCUCGAUUAGCCAAGCAAUUUACAACAAAAAGAAAAAAAAAUGUCAUUUAUGUUCAAUACGUAUGGACAAGGAAAAAGUUUCUGAGUAAGGCAGAAGGGAAUGAUGCUUCAUACUUCCUAGCUUGUCAUUUAGGAACACUGUGCUGUGCAGUUAAAAUGUCCUCAUUCCAUAGUCUGUUGCUUUUUAUUACAUAUAAUCUAUGUAAUCUGUAACCCCCACACAAGACUUCCAUGUCAGUGGGUCAGCAUUACUACAAUCACUUCAGGGGCCCCACCCCAGUAAUAAGUUAGGAUGAAAUAAACCACCAAAGAGGCCCAACAUAGCAGCACCGUCCUGUCAUUUGUCGAAUACAUCUUAAGACUUCAUUUCACCUUUCUGUACCCUCUCUCACCUAGUCUGGUAACCACUUUUGAAGGGAAGUAUUGCAUCAGGCUGCACAGCUGUAUUUUCUUUUUCUUUUUUUAAUUUUUUUAAUGUUUAUUUCUGAGAGAGAGACAAAGCAUGAGUGGGGAGAGGCAAAGAGAGAGGGAGACACAGAAUCCGAAGCAGGCUCCAGGCUCCGAGCUGUCAGCACAGAGCCCGACACAGGGCUCGAACCCACAAGCCGUGACAUCAUGACCUGAGCCGAAGUCGGACGCUCAACUGACUGAGCCACCCAGGCACCCCUGUAUUUUCUCUCCCAUUUGUGUUUGCAUUUCGAUCUGCAUUUUGAAGAAGCUUUUCACGGAGGUGUUCCUUUUGGUACAACCCCAACGGCACCAUUCACAGUGUAGUCUGUGCCAGUAAACUUGUGUAUAACUCUGAUCCUGUCUUUAAGGAAUUAGCUAGUAAAUGUAAUAAAUAUUUCAAGGCUUGGGCACAACUGGACUAGCACUGUGACAGUCAGCUGUGGCAGUGUCUGCAACAGUGCCGUGUGCCCUCUAGGUGGCAGCACAUAAGCCUAACAGCUUUUCCCUCCCCACCCCUUUGUCAUGCUGAAGGGUCAGGCCACACUCACUCUCCUUAUCUUAGAAAACUUCAUCUCAUCAUGUCUGUCUGCAGCAUAGACACAGGCAGUGUAAGUUCUUGUGACCAGCUCACAAGCAUGAUCAGUAGCUAAGUUACGAGGCGCCUCCCAGCGUGGCUCACCCCACCUGUGGACUUGGUGGUGCCAUCUGGUAACUUUAUUUUCUUUGGGGGUCUUUGUAACUUAGGUCACAGUGACUACUCAUUGAAUCCAGGUAGUCUGGACAUCUUGCCAUUGAGCCUAUUCCUUUCAGAUGCUAAGAUUAAAUAAACCUGGGAACACCAACUUUAUUGCAUAACUAAGUCAUUAUACAUAGAUAUUUUACAACACCUAAAUCGUUAAAAGUGCCCAACAAAUAGUGUAGCUAUAGAAGCAGCCACUGGUAAGAUAAGAGAGAAAUACAAAUGAAGUGACAUUUGUAAUUAGAUUCUCAUUUAAAGCAUUGCUAUGAUUCCUAGGAUUAAAAUUAUUUACAAAAAACCCACAUCAAGCUGAGAUUCCCAAGAAGAUGGGGAAGCAGAUUAACUUCUAGCAUUUGUUAGAGAACGGUUAUGUUAAGGAAGCAUAUUAAACUACCACUGCAGCCAUUGGAAUGGCUGUGUGGCUUUAUCUCCAAACCAUGGUGGCCACAGGGCCGCUCUAAGUGCAUGAACAAGUCAUAUAUACUUAUUCUGUUGUAUGUGUUUGUACAGAGCAGAAUGUGUCAGGCAAUGACAUCUGAGAUCUGGGCCAGCUGUGCCUCACACACAAGGACAGGGCAGACAGCUAAUGAACAAGGUCAGCUGUUGUCCCUUUGGUGAGAAGCAGUCUGUAAGUUGCUGGCAUGUGUUUCCACUGCCUGCUGCACCUGGAGAGCAAAGGCGCCUGUGGGAGCUGUGGGAGCUCAGACUGGUGCACACACAUCUCUCUGCUGUGCUUGAAAAGAAAAUCUCUGUACCUGUAUGUUUACUGAGUAAACUGUUGAAUGAAUUAA
Messenger RNA from Prionailurus viverrinus (fishing cat), 11237 nucleotides. Its product is annotated as zinc finger protein 605. Lineage: Eukaryota; Metazoa; Chordata; Mammalia; Carnivora; Felidae. Bases 4166 to 6184 code for a protein of 672 amino acids. The transcript has 4 exons. The record is from RefSeq and is a predicted model, not a curated record. Gene Ontology annotation, biological process: regulation of DNA-templated transcription.